Messenger RNA from Pelagomonas calceolata, 2745 nucleotides. Lineage: Eukaryota; Pelagophyceae; Pelagomonadales; Pelagomonadaceae. The record is from the annotation of a GenBank genome assembly.
CGCUCACAUACCCCACAUGGCGCAAUUGCGCCAACGCUCCGGGCGAGCGGAGCACGAGGUCCCGCGCCGGGACGCUCUCGACGCCGCGACGAUGAAACUUCCCGAAAAUCAAUCAUACGCCCGCGCUCGUCGGCGCUCGGUCGAAAGCACAUCAACCGGAUCGCGCGCAGGCGUUCAAGGCCACGGCUACAUGACCGAGCCGCCCUCGCGCCAGUACGAGGCGUACAAGGCGAACGGUUGGCCGAACCAAGUGGCCGAGUACGAUCCGCAUGGCGUCGCUGCCGGAGGCAUGUAUGCCGACUGCGACGGCUGCCGGUCGCGCGACUGGUUCGGCCCGAACCCGUGGUCGGAGCCCGGUACGGCGAAGCAUUUGGACUUCAUUAUGGGUGGGACCGGCGGCAACAUCCUCGGCGUCUGCGGCGCCUCGCCGUCGCGGGACAACGACUACAACACGCCUCUGGAUGGGCACUGGGGCAUGAGCGCCAAGACCACCUACAAAGCCGGCGACGUGAUUGACGUAUCCUGGUGCGUGUCCGCAGACCACGGUGGCAUCCCACAGUUCCGCUUAUGCGAUGACGAAGGCCUCGUGUCAGCUGUGACGACGCCCGACAAGCCGCCGAGCCUCGCGGACCUCGAGGCGCUCGAGCAGUGCUUCCAACGCGGUCUUCUGCGGUGCGACGACGUCCCCGGUCAGGACUGCUCCCAGGUCGAGGUCUGCGACACCUACGCUAAAGACUGGGGCGCCUGCUCCGAUCCCGGCCAAUUCCUGCACUGCCGGGACGAGAAAUCGACCGAGGGCAAGUACUGGGCGUGCGUCAACACGCAGGAGACGUGCGACCACGGGUUCAUGGCCCGCUACAAGCUCAAGAUCCCCGAGUCCUUCCCGGCCUCGCAGCACACCAUUCUCUCGUACCGGUGGGACACGUACGAGAACAACGAGGUCUUCGUCGGGUGCGCCGACGUCGCGAUCACGCCGGACGGCGACGCGGCGCCCGUGACGCCUAGGCCGACGCCGCGGCCCACGAAGGGCGACGUCGCCACGCCCAAGCCGACGCCGCGCCCGACGAUCAAAGACGAGGUGCCCGCCACGCCCCGCCCGACCUCCAAGCCGACGGCCGCCUCCGGUGGUGAAGACGACGACGCCGACGCCUACUGCUGCCAGAACGACGGCAAGUCGUGUGACGGGUGCUCGUGGAUCGCGCCGCCAGGCAACUACUGCGCCCAGAGCGAGAGCAACUGCGGUAACUGCGGCGAGCAGUUCGCCUGGUGCGGCGAUGGUGCCGUGACGGACGACGAGCCCGCGCCGGCGACGCCCCGGCCGACCGUCAAGCCCACGGCCGCGGCGCCUCAGACGCCCCGGCCGACGCCCAGACCCCAAGCCAACAACGAUGACGGCUCGUCUGGCGGCGAGGGCUACUGCUGCUUCUGGCCCGAGGGCCCCGGUGGCUGCGGCCAGUGCACGUCGCCGGCGGGCCCCGAGAACUGGUGCGCCAAGGGCCGCAAGGAGCAGUGUCUCGUGCAUCGCGUCGAUGGCGUGUAUCGCGUGAACCUUAUAUUCCACACAGGCAAAGAGUGCGUCGAGGACUGCGGCCACACGUGGUGCGACGGCGGCUCGCCCGUGACCGACGACGGCGACACUGAUGACCGUGCGACGUGCGACCUUCCCGAGGCCGGCGCGCCGGUGGACGCCAGUGGCUUCGUAGAGAAGCACGGCAAGCUCCGCCUCGACGGCGUCCAGCUCGUCGAUGAAAACGGCGCCCCGGUGCAGCUCCUGGGCAUGUCGAGUCACGGCCUCCACUGGUUCCCCGACUGCUACACCUUCGAGGCGGUCGAACACCUGGUCAAAACCUGGGGCACUACUGUUUUCCGGGCGGCGAUGUACGUCGGCGAGGGCGGCUACGCGUCGGACCCGUCGGUCAAGCAGAAGGUCAAGGACAUCGUCGCGUGGACGAAGCAGCUCGGCAUCUACUGCAUCAUCGACUGGCACGUCCUCACGCCGGGCGACCCCAACGCUAACACCUACUCGGGCGCCGUCGACUUCUGGACCGAGAUGGCGACGCUCUACAAGGACGAAGACCACGUUAUCUACGAGAUCGCGAACGAGCCGAACGGCGUGGCCUGGUCUCGCGUGAAAGAGUACCACAAUCGUAUUAUUGGGGCGAUCCGAGCCAUCGACGCGGAAUCGAUCAUCAUCGCGGGCACGACGACGUGGUCCCAGGACAUUCAUCUCGCUGCGGACGAGCCAGUCGCCGAGUCGUACAACGUCAUGUACGCGUUCCACUUCUACGCCUGUUCCCACGGCUCGCUGCUGCAGCGCGUCAAGGACUACCGAACGAAGAUACCUAUCUUCGUCUCAGAGUGGGGCACGUCGUCGUAUAGCGGCGACGGAGGGGUGUGCGCGUGUGAGGCCAAGGAGUUCCUCGACGUGUUCUCGGACAAGGACGGCUCGGGCGGCGGCAUCAAGCUGUCGAUGGCGCAGUGGUCCUGGGCCGACAAGAGCGAGUCCUCCGCCGCGCUCGCGCCGGGCGCGUGCCGCAGCGACUGGGACUCGCUCUCGGAGUCGGGCGAGUUCCUUCGGGCCUACGUCCGCGACGCGACGCGUGCCUGAAACGGCGCGUGACCGCUUCCUCUUCUCCCGGUCCCUCCUCUUCCCUUCCCGCGUGUUCCUCUUCCCCAAGUCAUGAUGUUGUGUCAGCGCUUGCGCUGUCCUGUCUAUGUCUCUUCUACGUAAAAACGCUUUUCUCA